This is a messenger RNA of Periconia digitata, 456 nucleotides long. The record is from the annotation of a GenBank genome assembly. Lineage: Eukaryota; Fungi; Ascomycota; Dothideomycetes; Pleosporales; Periconiaceae.
ACUAUAGCGCCCACAAUGUGUAACGGACACUCAGCAAGAACGAGCCAAGGCGGUUCCAUCGCAGUCCUUCGACCUUCUUCUCCCUCACAAAACCCAUCUUCGGAUUCCGAGAUCAAAGUCCUCUUCUCAAAUUCUUUUGCUACCUCACUCGACCAGCCAGGAACUCAAGUCCAGUUUCACGGACUGGAAACCAGCAAUUCCCAGCCAAGUUACCAUCACUGGCUUAUUAUACAUCGCGAUGGCAACCUCAACAAUUCGACUAAUCACUCUCUUCCUCCGGUCGAUCCUUUCUUUUCAUUCGCGCUUAACAGUCAGGAUGAUUCUGUCUUGCAACUGAACCGGACGCUGGAUCUCGGUGUGGGUGAAACGGGAAUCAUUGGGCGGAGGAUCUCAAUGAUGGCAGGAGAACAGAGAGGGGAAAGGGUCAUUGCCGAGGGAAUUAUUGGUUGGAAUUAG